CUGAAACCAUCAUGUGGACCUUGAUGACCUGUCAAAAACGGUGGGAGGAGCUUGUGUGACGUCAGAGAGAGAGAGAGAGAGAGAGAGAGAGAGAGAGAUUUGGACGUGCAAAAGAGCAGAAGAACAGCUGAAGGAGAGAAGAGAGAGAUGGCAGUGUGAGAAAUGUGUGUGUGUGAGAGAGAGAGUGUGUGUGUAUGGAUAUAAUAUCUCCUACCUGUCUCUGUCAGUCUGCGCUCAUUUACUGCUGCGAUACACACACACACACACACACACACACACGCACACACACACACACUGCUCACGGUUGAUCUCCGGGCUGAGCUGGAAAAGAUUUUUUUUUUUUUUUUUUUUUUUUUUUUUGUGAAGAAGAAGAAGAUCUGAUCUGAGUGAGGAAGGAUCUGCUAAGCGGACACACACACACACACACACACACAUCCCAGUGUGUCUCUUCUUCUUCUCCUUCUUCUUCUUCUCCUUCUUCCCAUUCUGGAGUUUUUCUCUUCAACCCGUUAAACCGAAAACGCGACUUCUGUUUUUUUUUUAUCGCUCGAUGAACUCGAUGAAGGAUCCGCUGAGUUUAGAUCAUCAUCAUCAUCACCAUCAUCACCACCACCAUCACAUCUCAGGAGGUUCCAAACUGAUCUCAGCUCUCCACAUGGCCUCCAAACACGGAGUGGAGGGAACCACGGACACACACAGUCCCGAGGCCACAGAAAAAGAGAAAGUCCAGAGUAAAAACGAAGACUCUUCCGAUGAUCCGUCGAAGAAAAAGCGGCAGCGGCGGCAGCGGACGCACUUCACGAGCCAGCAGCUGCAGGAGCUCGAGGCCACAUUCCAGCGGAACCGUUACCCGGACAUGAGCACGCGCGAGGAGAUCGCCGUCUGGACCAACCUCACGGAGGCGCGAGUCCGGGUUUGGUUCAAGAACCGUCGCGCCAAAUGGCGGAAGCGCGAGCGCAACCAGCAGGCCGAGCUCUGCAAGAACGGCUUCGGCGCGCAGUUUAACGGCUUGGUGCAGCCCUACGACGACGUGUACCCAAGCUACACGUACAACAACUGGGCGGCGGCGGCUAAAGGGCUCGCUCCGGCCUCGCUCUCGGCCAAGAGCUUCCCGUUCUUCAACUCGAUGAACUCCAUCAGCCCGCUGUCGUCCCAGGCGAUGUUCUCCGCCGCGCCGCCGCCGCCGCCUCCGCCUCCGCCCGCGCCGAGCUCCAUCUCCUCCAUGAGCAUGAGCAUGAGCUCCGGCAUGGCCGUGCCCGCGUCCGGUCUCAACGGCCUCAACAACCUCAACAACCUCGGCAACGCGUCGCUCAACUCGCCCGCCGCGUGUCCGUACGCCCCGCCGACUCCGCCCUACGUCUACCGGGACACGUGUAACUCCAGCCUGGCGAGUCUGAGACUCAAAGCCAAGCAGCACUCGAGCUUCGGCUACGCGGGAGUCCAGAACGCCGCCACGAACCUCAGCGCGUGUCAGUACGCCGUGGACAGACCCGUGUAGAGGCGCAGGAGGAGAAGAAACAAACGCGCAAUUUCAAACAAACAAAAACAAAACAAAAGAAAGAAAAACUAAAAUUAAGAACUAAGAACAGCAAAUCCCAGGAAGAAGAAAAAAACAGCACAUGUUUUGAUUUUAUUUUCCCGUCACAGAUAAAUAAAUAAAUACAUAAAUAAAUAAAUACAUAAAUAAAUCAAAGCGCACGGAGAGUUAAGGACUGAACAUCUCGGGAAUCCAUCUCUGGACUUCAUCUUUUUUUUUUUUUUUUUAGUUUUAAUUUUUUUUUUAAUUUUAUUUUCUUCCAAAAUGAAACCUGGCACUAUACAGAAGAAAGAAUGAAAGCACCGAGGCUCGUCAUCGUCCAGAUGGAGUUUGUUUUCGACAGAAACCGGAAGAUUUCUCACAGACGGGUGUGUAGCAUUUAGACAAGAAGAAAAAAAAAACAAAAAACUAAAAACCCUCAUUAA
Messenger RNA from Pangasianodon hypophthalmus (striped catfish), 1962 nucleotides. RefSeq names its product paired-like homeodomain 2 (gene pitx2). Gene Ontology annotation, biological process: regulation of transcription by RNA polymerase II; anatomical structure morphogenesis. The transcript has 3 exons. The record is from RefSeq and is a predicted model, not a curated record. Lineage: Eukaryota; Metazoa; Chordata; Actinopteri; Siluriformes; Pangasiidae. Gene Ontology annotation, cellular component: nucleus. Bases 551 to 1498 code for a protein of 315 amino acids. Gene Ontology annotation, molecular function: DNA-binding transcription factor activity, RNA polymerase II-specific; RNA polymerase II cis-regulatory region sequence-specific DNA binding.